This is a messenger RNA of Fusarium musae, 318 nucleotides long. RefSeq lists its product as uncharacterized. Lineage: Eukaryota; Fungi; Ascomycota; Sordariomycetes; Hypocreales; Nectriaceae. The transcript is spliced from 3 exons. The record is from RefSeq and is a predicted model, not a curated record. Bases 1 to 318 code for a protein of 105 amino acids.
AUGCCUACUCAAGAAGUGCUUAGCCAGUGGGAAGCUUCUUCCCCGACUAUCAAAAGCGAAGGCCCCCUUCAAGGCACAACUAACCCUCCUCAGUCCUUGGUUUCUAAGCACGAGUGCUUUGCCAUACCGCUCAACGCGGAAGCUUCCAGACGAAAGACUAAAGGGUUUCAACAGGAUCGCGUUCGCAAUAGUGGUGCUCGUACGCCCGGCUCUAUCCACGCCGACAUCGUCGCCCAGAUAGAAGCGAAGCGAGAGCGAAAGGCCUCGGGGGAAGCAGAGAAGGAGAAGAAGGAGGCUGAGGUUGAGAAGUCAACAUAA